CCCCUCUCAAUUUGGAGGCACGGGAUGAUAAGAGGGGAAAGGCUUUUUGUUCUGAUACGUGCGUGCAUCUUUCCUGUGUAAAAUAUAUCGAUCCAGUUUUCAUUGGGAAAAAAAGAAAGGGCGUCCUGCCCCAAAUGGGUUUCAACUGGCAUUUGAUUCUAUCGAACCACCAAAAGAUUCAUGAUAUGUCGAAUCCAUUUGAGAGAUAUAAAAAACUACGCCUGCCAGAGUUUCUUCCCAAAAUCUACAGUUACCCAAUUGCCUGCGAAGAGCUUAGCUCAAUUCUCAGGGACGCCUACGACAAGCUCCCCAAAAAUUUGCAGGCUAUUAUCUUCCAAGACAUCCUUACAGCCUUCAGUCUCCUGCCGGAAAUCCAGACCCAACGUGCUGUUUCAUCAGCGCAUCUACUUGUGCAGAGUGUAGAAGUUGCACUGCCAAAGCAAAAGAGGGAUAUGGCUGUCAAAGAAUUUAAGCAUGCAAUUGUUGCUCAUAAGAGGCGCUGUAAAGCUAAACAGGGAGGGAAAGGUUCUACCCAACUGCCACAUGAUAUUUUAAUGCACAUCUUCAGCUUUUUAGAUAUGAAAUCUUUAGUCUCUGUGGGACUAGUCUGCUGGUCAUGGAACUUAGCUGCAAAUGAGAACCAUCUGUGGGAGUUGCAGUAUGUUAUGCUCUAUGGUGGUUUUGUUCAAGAGCAGCCUAUCAGACUGGAUGGAGACAAAAAGUAUCCACUCAUAUUGAAUAUGGAUUGGAAAGAAGCCGUUAAAAGAGCAUAUACUGGAGCUCUAUCGAAGAAAUUAACAUCCAAUAGGGGAUACUGUGCACACUGCAAAACAAUAGUUUGGCUGAAUAAUUCAAAAUGUCUCAAUGCACAUUGUGCUAUUACAUCCAACAUUCAAGAUAUCAUACCUGUAACUGCUUGCCAGGUUGUUGAAUAUCUUCUGGAUGAUUCUUUGUUGAUAACAUCUUCCUCAGAUAGUGACAGUGAUUCAGGAGAACCAGUUUCUAGGUUAUGGGCAUAUCCCAAGCACUUCAAAAGGUAAUCAGAGAAAAACAUGCAGUCAUUCUCUUUCUCAAUUUGUGCAUGUCAUCCUUACGCUAUGUUGGGGCCAUGCUAAUGUACUCUGUAUCUUGUAUACUUUAGUUUUGAAAGGAGCAAGUAAACAAGGAGUAUGACAUUUAAAUCCUAAAAUAUUGAAUUAAUAAUAUUUAGGUUUUUGAUAAAAUUUUCUGAGAAAUGAAUUGAAAAUAUUGAUUCAGACAAUUGUGAAUUGAGGAGCUUUAGUUGUAAAUAAAAUAUUUAAGAUUUAGAUAUAACUUUUAGAUUGUAACUAGGAUUUAUGUUUGCAAUUGUGUGAAUUAGUAUAUUUUUUGAGACGAUAGUAUGAAUUAAUAUUUGCAACUCAUUUUUAAAAAAAUUUCACAGGAAAUCUAAUGGUUAUUAAGUCAAUCUUAUCUAACAUUAUUUUCCUUUAAGUGUUAGUGACUGUUAAGAAAGUUGUGGGUGGUAAAGUACGCUUUAUUAAUAUGUACAUAUAUAUAUAUAUAUAUAUAUAUAUUCAUAUUUAAAGUACAUCAACCUCAAACAUGAUAUCAUAGCUUACAUUCAUUUGUAAUCUGUAUGUUUUUUCCCCCCAUUAUUCACACUUUCAAAUUAUUUCAAAGAUAAAUUGAUUGAUUACAAAGUUAUCGUGGCAUGUUUACCAGCCAAUUUCUUCAAGACAUCUAACUCACAUUCUCAAGUACGACUCCCAUAUUUGAUUCUUUGCCUAAUAAUAUAUUUAAAGAUUGCAUUGUUGAUAUAAAUAUAUAUAUUUAUUAUAUUUUAUUAAAACUAAUCAUACACCCAAGCAAAGCACGGAAUGUUCUAAUAAAUAUAUUGUAAAAAAAUAUAUAUUGAAUGUAAAAAUUGUUUCAUGAAACUAUGCUUAUCUAUAUUUGGAAAAAAAAGGGAAAAUAAAUCCUUCGGUCCUUGUAGUUUCAUUAAAUUUUGAAUCAGGUUCUUAUAAUUUUUUUGGGAGAAUAUCAAUCAAGGAUUGUUGGAGGAAAUUUAUAUCAGUUAAGAAAUUAUUUGUUGUCAAAAUUCAAAUAGAUACUUGUCGAUUUGGGUUAGUUUUUUAUUAACAAAUAUUCAUUUAGGUUUUAACAACUUAUUCUAAAGUAAUCCAUUCGAAUUUUGACAAUAAUUAUUUUUUGACUGAUAUAAAUUUUCUUUGGCAGUCCUUCACCGCUAUUUUCCCUAAUUUUUAUUUUAUUUUUCUUCAGUCCUCAUUAUUUGCUCAGUUAGCAGUGUUAGUCCUUCCAUUUGUAAAUCUUUUUCACGCGGUUAGUUCAAGUUGACAGGGGAUGAUGUAUUGCCAAAUAAGACCUGAGUAAGAAACUGUAUGGACAUACACUGCCACGAAGAUUAAGUAGACAUAUUGAGGUGUAUCCAAGUAGCAAGUCCAGAGAUCGAGGGAGAUUAUUGAAUUGUUCUUCAAACGGGUAAAAGCACUAGAGAUUGAGGUUGAAGAUGGCUUUUUGCGCAAAUAAUAGACGAAGGCAAAAUUGUAGGCCAGAGACGAAAGCUGUCAAAGGUGUUGAAGGGAAAAUCAUGGAUAGCCUUGAAGAUGACUUUUGCGUAACUUCUCACUUCUCAGGUAUAAGGAGCAGAUAUUGUUAUGUAGAUUGUUGAAGGUGGUGUCUAUGGAACAAAAGGCGCCGAAGGGAUUUGCAUGGGAUGCUUUUUAUUUUGAUUUUGAUUUUCAUAUGGAAACUAUCAAAUUAGAGGCUUGUUGUUUAUUUAUUUAUUUUUACAAUUUUCUGUCAUAUUUUGGUGGAUUUUUUUUUUUGGUCCUAUGAUGAUGGUUGUGCACGUUCUCUAAUGGCGAGAGAGGAUCUCAUAUGGGUCAUUUUCAAGAAAUGAACACACCCAGUUUUACGUU
Prosopis cineraria is the source of this 2921-nucleotide messenger RNA. Its product is annotated as F-box protein At5g52880. Gene Ontology annotation, molecular function: protein binding. The coding region runs from base 135 to 1040 and encodes 301 amino acids. The transcript has 6 exons. The record is from RefSeq and is a predicted model, not a curated record. Lineage: Eukaryota; Viridiplantae; Streptophyta; Magnoliopsida; Fabales; Fabaceae.